AUGUCUCCAGGAAAAGUCUCCACACUCGACUUCGAGAAGUUCUACAACAUUGUAGACGGCAAGCAGCGUGGCUCUGACAAGAUCCACCGUGGAAUCAACCCUGCUACCGGCCAGGAGCUUUGGGACGUCCCAAUCGCUAGUGAGCAAGACUUGAACGACGCUGUUGCAGCUGCAAAGAAGGCCUUCCCAGCAUGGAGAGACACCCCCAUUGAGAAGCGUAAGGAGCUCCUCGGAAAGGUCGCCGAGAGCUUCCAGGCCCACCACGAUGAGUUCGUCUCUCUGCUCUGCAAGGAGUCCGGCAAGCCCAGGAAGUUUGCUGCCAUGCGAGGCCACCACCUCACCCUCGAUGUUCCCUCUGAGAAGAUUGAGGACGACGAGAAGACUCUCUACACUGAGUACUCCCCACUCGGUGUUUGCGGAGCCAUCUGCCCAUGGAACUUCCCCCUUAUCCUCAGCUGCGGAAAGGUCGCGCCCGCCCUCAUGACCGGUAACACUAUGAUCGUCAAGCCCUCGCCGUUUACACCAUACACCUUCCUCAAGUUCUGCGAGCUUGCACAGGAGAUCCUCCCCCCUGGUGUCCUCCAGACCGUUGGCGGCAACAAUGAGCUCGGCGCAUCCAUGUGCGCACACCCAGAUAUCGCAAAGAUUUCUUUUACUGGUAGCAUUGCCACAGGAAAGAAGGUCAUGGAGACGUCCGCCAAGACCCUUAAGCGUGUCACGCUCGAGCUCGGUGGCAACGACGCUUCAAUCAUCCUCCCAGACGUCGACAUCAAGAAGGUUGCCCCCGAAGUUGUUAUGGGAGCUUUCCAGAACAGUGGACAAGUUUGUGUUGCAACUAAGCGCAUUUACAUCCAUGAGUCCAUCUACAAGGAGUUCUUGGAGGAGAUGGUUCGGUUCACGAAGGAAUCGGUUAAGACGGGCAACCCAGAUGACGGUGACAACCUUUUGGGACCUGUGCAGAACCAGAUGCAAUACGAGCGUGUAAAGGGCUUCUUCGCCGACAGCAAGGCCAAGGGUUACAAGUUUGCCGCUGGCGAGCCGGACGUUGGCGCAUCGAAGGGAUACUUUAUUACCCCCACCAUCAUCGACAACCCGCCCAACGACUCCCGCAUCAUCCAAGAAGAGCCGUUCGGCCCUAUUGUUCCCACCCAGCCGUGGUCUGACCUCGAGGAGGUCAUCGCCCGCGCCAACGACACCAACACCGGUCUUGGUGCGUGCGUGUGGGGCAAGGACGUCGAGAAGGCAUCCAAGAUCGCGCGACGACUUGAAGCCGGAUCCGUCUUUGUCAACUCAUUUGAGAAGCCAACUCCCCAGGCCAUCUUUGGUGGACACAAGGAGUCUGGUAUCGGUGGUGAGUGGGGCAGGACCGGCCUGCUGGCUUACUGCAACCCUCACGUCAUUCACGUCUACAAGUCUUAAGGAUUUGAGAAGUGUUUUGAUGGGAUAUAGGAUUAUUGUAUGUUAGGCAAUGAAUAUGUUAAA
This is a messenger RNA of Parastagonospora nodorum SN15, 1482 nucleotides long. RefSeq lists its product as hypothetical. The coding region runs from base 1 to 1419 and encodes 472 amino acids. NCBI's taxonomy places the organism in Eukaryota, Fungi, Ascomycota, Dothideomycetes, Pleosporales, Phaeosphaeriaceae. Gene Ontology annotation, molecular function: aldehyde dehydrogenase (NAD+) activity. The transcript is spliced from 3 exons. The record is from RefSeq and is a predicted model, not a curated record.